GACCUCCCUUCUCUAUUUCAGACAAGAGUAAUGCGGAUAUGGCAAGCAGAAGCUGCAGGACUACUUCUCCUUCAACUCCUAAUAGCAAGUGCAUUCGCAGCAGAUCUUCGAAACCCUGACUUUGAAACACCACCAACAAACAUACCAAAAAACUCAACAAACCAAUCUAUACCACUGAAUUCAACAAUCAAUACCCUGCCAGGAUGGUCAUAUCAAGGCACUGUACAGUAUGUAAUUUCUCCAAGUCAGGGAGGGAAUGCAAUUUAUUUAGGACAAGACGGAAAGAUUAACCAAACGUUUAAAGCAGUCAAACAAUUUGAUCAGAAUUAUGAUUAUUUACUUACAUUUAGUCUUAAACCAGCUCAACCAAAUUGUACUAGUCCUACUAGUGUUACCGUAUCUGUUCCGGAUAGAUCGGUUGUUGUUUCUUUUGAAAAGAAAUUUGGGAAUUCAAGUAGUUGGCAAAGUCAUGCCUGUUAUCUGGGUGUUCAUGGGAAUAAAGAGUUGAUUAAUCUUACUAUUGAAAAUCAAAGUACGAACACCACUAAAUGUGGUGUGGUUUUGGAUUCAUUCAUUUUCGAGCUAAUUCCGAAUCCUAUAGAUUAUGACACUGACUUCUGGUUUGGAUACGAAAAUGGGAAAGAAAUCACCAAACUAAAGAAAAAACUGGUGCUAAAUGGCGGGUUCGAAGUCGGGCCAGCAUUUUCCAACAAUUCCCUUGGUGGCGUUCUAAUGAGCGCAGAAUCAAAUCCAGCUAAAUCGCCAUUAAACCAAUGGGCAAUAUUUGGAACAGUGAAAUACAUAACUACAAACAAAAACUAUAAAGUUCCAGAAGGAGUUGCUGCAGUAGAGCUUGUUUCAGGGAAAUCAAGUGGAGUACAAACAACAGUUACACUAAAAAAAGGUUCGGAGUAUCAUUUGGAAGUUUUCGUUUCUGAAAAUAAUGAUGCAUGCAUUGGUAAAUUCAAAGUGGGUGUUCAAGCAGGAUCAAUAGUUCAUGAUUUCGUAAUGGGAAGAAAUCGAAGGGGUAAUGGGAGGAGUUUUUCAUGGAUAAUCAAAGCAGAAUCGAGUGUAACUCCUAUCAGUAUUCGGAGUUCCGCAACAACAAAAACUAAAGAUCAAGUUUUCUGUGGUCCUGUUAUGGAUAACGUUAUUAUAGAACUUCUUGUUUCAUAUGGCUUGAAAUUGCAAAUAAGUAUUCUGUUUGUUGGUAUUGGGUUUCUUGCAACUCUUGCACAGAUUACUGGAUAGAUAUAUUGUUGCAGAAAAUGGAGUGACGUUUGUGUUUUACAGUUUGUUCGUUCUUUGAUUUUACGAGAUUGUCUCUGCUGAAUAAAACUUUUCUAUGUUCCUAUUUUUGGCAUAAUUGGUUGUGCAUUAGUCUGGUGUGUGGCUUACAAUGUUCCCGGCAACUGAAAUUGCAAAACAGAAUUGUGUUCUCUGUCAAGAA
Messenger RNA from Papaver somniferum (opium poppy), 1450 nucleotides. RefSeq lists its product as uncharacterized. The transcript is spliced from 3 exons. The coding region runs from base 31 to 1251 and encodes 406 amino acids. NCBI's taxonomy places the organism in Eukaryota, Viridiplantae, Streptophyta, Magnoliopsida, Ranunculales, Papaveraceae. The record is from RefSeq and is a predicted model, not a curated record.